CCGCUACUUUGGCCCAGCAUCGGGUACUGGAGCAUUGGUCUGCCCAACGAGCUACUGGUGGAGGAAAGGUUAGAGAAGGAUUUCAGCGCCAGGGUCUGUCUUGUUCAGAGUCCACCAUGGGUUUGCUCCAACUGGGAUGCCUUGCCUGGAUACAUCUUGCCAUUGCAGUGACAGUGAACGGUCAGAGUCGAACCGAACUUUUCGACUAUGGGGUGCAGCACGGCGAUCAACUCCUGGGACCGGGAUCCGACCAGACGGAGGAGCUCGCUUUGGACCAGACUAUCUACUUUUACAAGGGUUCAUUUGAAAGCGUUUACAUCAACACCAACGGUUUCAUUGCCACGGCCGAAGUCCCCGCCGAGUCGGAGUACCUGGGCCAGAUGCCGGCCACCUUCGGCAUGCUGGCGCCCCUCCUGGGAGACCUGGACACCAGCGACGGUGCCGGGAGGGUGUACUACCGGCAGGACAGCAGCCCAUCCGUGCUGCUGCGUGCCGCCGAGCACAUCGGCCAGGCCUUCCCCGCGGACGACGAGGUGGAGCCUACGCACGCCGUCAUCGUGACUUGGGAGAACGUUGCGGCGCAGGGGGCUUCUGGUCGCGGAGACGGAACCGCCUCAAACCAGAGGAACACGUUCCAGCUGGUAGUGGCCUCCAUGGAGUCUGCUUCUUACGCCAUCCUGCUCUACCCCAGAGACGGCCUGCAGUUCCUUUCCACACCCAUAGAGGGCGAUAGCAAGCCCCUGGAGGUGGGCUUCAACCAGGGCGUGGUGGCCGGCUGGUUCUGGAAUACCAAUCUGGGUGACUACUACCGCGUUACCACCGACAACGAGGGGUCCAUCCGUGAGCUGACAGAGAAGACGAACUCGGGCCGCCGUGGCGUGUGGGUCUACGAGAUCGGCACGUCUCCCUUCUUCACCUCCAUCCACCCCGGCGAGGCAGAGGAGCUGGCCCCCGAAGAGUCCGUCCCCGGAGGCCCCGAAGAGGUCCCCGAGACCCCAGAGAGGGGGCCCCAGUACCCUGUGUUCCCCCCUUACGAGACGGUGACCGAGGAGGAGGAGGAGACCGGUGUACCCCCUACUCGGGGGCCAAGGGUGCCCGUGCACCCGGCCCAGUUCCCUGUGUACCCCGAGCCUAGUUACCCAGAACCCGAACAGCCAGAACCGCGGUACCCCGAACCCGAACAGCCAGAACCGCGGGGACCACGACCGGAGCGCCCGCAGGUUGUGGUGGUGGACGCAGAUGACCUGGAUGUGGAUGUGUUUUCAUACAGCCACGAGACGUGUGCCAACAACUGGCAGAAGUGCUCCAGCUUUGCCGACUGCCGCGACUACUCCGGCGGGUACUGCUGCCACUGCCGGCCCGGUUACUAUGGCGACGGCCGAGACUGCGUGGCCGAAGGCAAGCCGCAGAGGAUGAACGGUAAAGUCACGGGCCGUGUGUUCGUCGGCAACUCGCCGUCGCAGCUGGAGUUCACCAGCAACGAGCUGCAUUCGUAUGUGGUGGCCAACGACGGGCGAGCCUACGUGGCCAUCAGCACCAUCCCGCCCACCUUGGGGCCAUCCCUGCAGCCGCUGGCCUCUCUGGGCGGGGCUAUCGGGUGGGCCUUCGCCCUGGAGCAGCCUGGCUACGAGAACGGCUUCAGCCUCAUCGGUGGCAAGUUCACGCGGCAGGCUGAGGUGACCUUCUACCCGGGCGGCGAGCGCCUGACCAUCACACAGGUGUUCAAGGGCAUCGACGAGCACGACCACCUGACCAUCAGCACCCAGCUGGAGGGACGCCUGCCCGAAGUGCCCCGCGGAGCCACCGUCCAGAUCGAGCCCUACAACGAGAUCUACCAGUACUCACGCAACGUGAUCUCCUCUUCCUCGCGGCGUGACUACACGGUCAGCCUGGCCGAGGGUGGCAUCCAGACGCUGAGCUACAGCUGGCGCCAGACCAUCAGCUUCGAGAGCUGCCAGCACGACCAGGGGGUGCGCCCUCCGCCCUCCUCCCAGCAGCUCAGCGUCGACCAGGUGUUCGUCAUGUACGACACGGCCAAUCAGCUCAUCCGCUACGCCAUGAGCAACAAGAUCGGAUCCAUCCACAGUGAAGCUGUGGAGAACCCCUGCUUCACUGGCAGACACGGCUGUGACACUAACGCCCUGUGCCGGCCCGGUGAGGGGAUUCAGUUCACCUGCGAGUGCAGUAGCGGUUUCACCGGAGACGGACGCGCGUGUUACGAUGUUGACGAGUGCAGGGAUACUCCUCAGAUCUGUGGCCGUCACUCCGUCUGCAGCAAUCAGCCCGGAACGUUCCACUGCGAAUGCACGGACGGCUUCCAGUUCGCCAGUGAUGGACGGACCUGCAUCGGUACACACACAGGUGGAGCGUGCGGUGGACCACUGCUUGCGUGGGUACCCACCACCUGUGAUCUGGCUGAGAGGGCUCGCUGCAGCUACACCGGCGGCUCCAACUUCAUCUGCUCCUGCCUGCCGGGUUACCAGGGAGACGGACGCUCCUGCAGGGAUAUCGAUGAAUGCCAGCCAGGUCGUUGCCAUAGAGAUGCAAUCUGCUACAACACCCAGGGUUCGUUCACCUGCCAGUGUCGUCCGGGUUUCUAUGGUGACGGCUUCCAAUGCGCACCCGACUCAGAGCGUGAGAAGACAGCCUGUGAGAGACACAGAGAGAGGGCCCAGUCGGCCUCGGCCAAUACCGGGGGGUACUUUUUCUUCCGCCCGCGCCCCGCCGUGGGGCAGUAUGUCCCCACCUGCGACCCGUACGGGUCCUACGACCCCAUGCAGUGCCACGGCAGCCUGGGCCAAUGCUGGUGUGUGGAUCGCGAGGGGCAGGAGAUCACCGGAACCAGGACUGGACCUGGCAGCACGCCCAGCUGUAUUGACCAGGGCGUGGCCCCGACCCCGGUCGGCCCCACCCCUCGCCCGGACGUGAGCCCCCUGGCCCCGGGUGCCAGCCUGCUGUUUGCCCAGAGUGGCAAGAUCGAGCACGUGCCCCUCAGCGGAGAGAGAAUGCUCAAGGAGGAGGCCAAGACCCUGCUGCACGUCCCCGAUAAGGUGGUGAUUGCCCUGGCUUAUGACUGUGUGGACAAGAUGGUGUACUGGUCAGACAUCACCCAACCGGCCAUCAGCAGAGUCGCUCUACGAGGAGGAGAGCCCACCACCCUCAUUAAGGCUGACCUGGGCAGCCCAGAGGGCAUUGCCAUAGACCACCUCUCUCGCCUCAUGUUCUGGACGGACUCCAUGAUGGACCGCAUCGAGGUGUCCAAGCUGGACGGCAGCCACCGCCGCGUGCUCUUUGACGAUGACCUCAUCAACCCUCGUCCUAUCGUUGCUGAUCCCAUCAACGGGCGCCUCUACUGGUCAGACUGGAACAGGGACGGCCCCAAGCUGGAGAUGGCCAACAUGGACGGCACAGACAGGAGCGUCCUGGUGUCCGAGGACCUGGGCCUCCCCAACGGGUUGACCUUUGACCCCCAGACCAGGCAGCUGUGCUGGGCUGAUGCCGGCACUCGUAAAGUGGAAUGCAUUGACCCCUAUACCCGUCAGAGGAGAAGGAUUGUUGAAGGCAUCCAGUACCCAUUCGCUGUAGUGCACUAUGGAAACAACCUCUUCUACACCGACUGGAGGAGGGAAGCCGUGGUUGCCGUGGACCGGCGGGCCGAGAAGGAGGUGGACGCCUUCCUGCCGCUGAGGCGCUCUCGGACCUACGGCAUCACCGCCACUCACCCGCAGUGCCUACCAGGUGCUAACUACUGUUCAGGUAACAACGGCGGCUGCUCGCACCUGUGUCUGCCGCGGCCAGGCGGCCUCACCUGCCGCUGCCCCGACGCCAGGGACGGCACCUGCGUGGAGAGGGAGCAGCUGUGAGGAUGAGAUGGUGUUGCCAUGACAACUACGAGUCCACCCCGAAAAAACAGAGAGCAAGGGGGGAAAUAGUAGUGAGGGGGAGGGAGGGGGGUGACAGGUGUGCUUCAUGAUGACUCAGCAUAAGGGGGGAAAUGGAGGAAUUCAGUGGAAGAGAGCGAAAGAGAGAGAAGAGAAUGAGAUGGAGUGAGAGAGAGAGAGAGAGAAGAGAAUGAGAUGGAGUGAAAGAGAGA
Messenger RNA from Clupea harengus (Atlantic herring), 4093 nucleotides. RefSeq names its product nidogen-1-like. The transcript is spliced from 20 exons. Lineage: Eukaryota; Metazoa; Chordata; Actinopteri; Clupeiformes; Clupeidae. The coding region runs from base 117 to 3863 and encodes 1248 amino acids. The record is from RefSeq and is a predicted model, not a curated record.